AACAACACCACGAUGGCCACUCCACGAGUCCGCUCCGCGUGCAGCGCAUCACCAACAACCCUCGCGCCGCACCUGCCCCGCCCGCUCCCGAGCGCCCAACUAGCGCUGUACACUGCCGCGCAGCUGUCCCCAAGCGCACGCGACACGCUGUACGCGCUGCUGGACGCCAACAUGGCCCCCCUGGCGGCGGGCACGUCGAUGGAGCACGAGCCGCUGUCGAAGCGCGCAGAGAUGUUCGACAAGGACGCGCGAUACCUCGUCCUCACGCGCACCCCGUCGCCGCCGAUGCCGGGCGCGCUCCCGCCCACGCCGGGGCGCCGGGCGCGCGUCGAGCUGCUGGCCGACGAGCUGCUCGGCUUUGCGAGCUUCCGCUUCGACACCGAGGAGACGUGCGGCGCAGAGGACGCAGAGGUCAUCUACUGCUACGAGGUCCAGCUCGCGCCCGACGCACGCGGCCUCGGCCUCGGCGCAGCGCUCAUGGCCGAGCUUGAGGGCAUCGGCGCACGGCGCGGCAUGGCAAAGGCCAUGCUGACGUGUUUGGCGUCCAACACCACCGCGCUCCACUUCUACACCAAGGCAGGGUACACCGCCGACGAGAUCGACCCGACCCGCAUGGCGGAUGACGAGGAGGGCUGGGAGGACGUCGGCGAGGACGGCGAGGUGCGCAGGCCAGAUUACCGCAUUCUGAGCAAGGAGCUGUGAGCGGUGCGGCGUCAGCCGCGCGUCGCGAGCUCGCCCACGGAUAUGUCACGACACCGCGACGCCGUAUAAUGCCA
This is a messenger RNA of Vanrija pseudolonga, 776 nucleotides long. It is a transcript of the gene naa40, whose product is annotated as N-alpha-acetyltransferase 40. The transcript has 4 exons. The coding region runs from base 13 to 702 and encodes 229 amino acids. Lineage: Eukaryota; Fungi; Basidiomycota; Tremellomycetes; Trichosporonales; Trichosporonaceae. The record is from RefSeq and is a predicted model, not a curated record. Gene Ontology annotation, cellular component: nucleus. Gene Ontology annotation, molecular function: histone H4 acetyltransferase activity; protein N-terminal-serine acetyltransferase activity; histone H2A acetyltransferase activity.